UCCGUUUCAAGAAUUAAAGAUGCCUACUUUUGUAAUUUCUCAUAAUUAUUAUUUAUAAACUGUGGAUUAUUUUUGAAAGUUGCUAAUAUGAGACGGCAUGAAAUACAGCCUCCUGGUAUUUAUCUGUUUGGAAGAAACAAUGGGUGGUUAUAUAACAGAAUACCAAGAUUUGCCUCACCGUAUCCCCAAGUACCGAUGUUACAUUACAAUGAGAUGGUUGCUCCUGUUCCCCGUGUAGCAAGACAUCCCCAAAGAAAAAUAUCUGAAGAUGUGAGUCCAUACCCUUUGCAUGAACUGGAAGAUGCUAGAACUGAGCUUAUUAACUACCUGUACUUCUCGAACAAUACAGGAACGAAUACGUUUUGUCGGAUAAGAGGCCUUGUAGGAAUCAUUCCUAACAGAUAUGGUGUGUUUCCACUUGCAGCAUCAAUGGAAGGUCAUGUGUCUUAUUGUGAACAGUCAACAUCACAGCUGUCAAAUCAGUUGCCCUUGCCUUCAGCUCCGCCACCAUUUAAUUUUUAUGACACUGGGCAAGUCUCAACACAAGAUGUUGAAGAGGAUGAUGAUUCAGUUCAAAAUGAUGUAAAUGAUGUUAGUUCAACACAAACUGUGGAGUCUGAUGUUCACAGUUCCACACAACAUGUGGAGAUUAAUGUUCACUGUUGAACACAAAAUGUGGAGAUUGGUUUUCACAGUUCAAUCCAAAUUGUGGAGAUUGAUGUUCACAAUUCAACCCAAAAUGUGGAGAUUGAUGUUCACUGUUAAACACAAAAUGUGGAGAUUGGUGUUCACAUUUCAUGACAAAAUGUGGAGAUUGAUGUUCACAGUUAACACUAAAUGUGGAGAUGUUUACAGUUCAGCACAACAUGUGGAGAUGUUCACAGUUCAACACAAAAUGUGGAGAUUGAUGUUCACAGUUCAGCACAAAAUACUGAGAAUGAAAGCAUUCCAACACAAACUGUUGAGAGUGACAACAAUUCAGUACAAAAUAUUAAAAAUGUCCAUACGACACAACAUGGAGAGCAAUGACCGUUCAAAACAAAAUGUUGAAAACCCCCACUUUUUUAUAAGAUGACAAUUCAAAACAAAUUUUUAAAGAUUUACCAUUUGAUGAGCAAAACAUCAAACUCAGUAUACAAAUAAAUUUAAAGGCAUAUUCGGGUGUUGUUUACGUGCACAACUGCUGGGCAUAUACGAGACAAAACUCUGGUAGCUUGUUGAAUUGGUAUAACGUCAGUAGGGCAUAUUACAAUGACAUCACUUUUCAUCUCCUUACAAUAACAAUAAACUGGGUGCAUGAUUUCCAUCUUCAAAAUGCCGGGGAAAUUCCAAUACAAAAUGUUUAUUGAAAAUAUUUUGUUUGAAAAUUACUAAUGCACCUGAUUGUGUAAGAAGAAAAUCUUAUAAUUAAAUAUUUUUUUAAAAACUACAGAAUAUCGAAAACAAGGGUUGAAAAAGUGACUUCUAUCUUAAACUUACUAACUGGUGACAUUGACACGGUCAACGGAUCGUAGACAUGGGUCCUAAUUGCGAGUGUAAUGGAUGGCUACUUGAGUAUUAUGUAAUACUGACCUAAAUCAAAUUAAUACACAAUUACAUACAGGAGCAAAUGCAUGAUUUUUUUAGGGAGGGGUGCAAUAUUUAAAAAGUGCAACUACAGUAUUCAAAAGUAUACUAAUGUAAUCUUCCAUGAAAAUAUCAAGUUGAGCAAGAUAUUGGAUGUUCCCCCACUAAAUUCCAAUAAAUGCAAUGUAUUCAUGUGCUAUACAUUAAUUGGGGGAUAAACAUCCUCUCUUUGUUCCGCGCAUUACAUACAUGUGUUAUAAGAUGCUUUCUGGUCUAUUUGUAGAGUUGUAUACAUUUUAUUAUUGUUAGAAAUGUUGAUAGUUACACAAGACAGUGUUAUUGCAUUUUGCAUUACAUGUUGGAAAAAAAAGGGGGUUUUGAAUUGUUUUUUUAAAUAGCCCGGUGACCUAUCUUUUUUAUUUAAUUUUUAGUAAAUAGACAUGCUAGUAUUUUUUAUACAGAUUUGUGGGAAUUUUUGAGUGGUGAACAAAAUUAUAUAAGCCAAAAUGUGCUAAUAAAAUAUGAAAUUGUAGUUUAAAUACAUAUAUUGAAAUAACUCGACAGUUUUGUCAAAAACAUACAAACGUUAAUGGAUAUUACAUUGUACCAAAAUAAUUUCUAUAAUACACAAAAUAUACAUUAAAUUUGACAUGUAUUUCAAUUGAAAAACUCUUUAUUAAGUAUGGAUUUUAAGGUGUUUGUUUAUUCACAAAAUAGGAGAAAAUUACACGAUGUUCGAGAUGUGUACAAAAAAAUCUAGCUUGGUGACACCCCAAUUUUUUGGCAGAUAUGUGUUUUGAUAUGCUUGUAGAAUAAUAAGUACCCACUAAAGUGCCUGUUUUUCAAUGUGUCUGGUAAAGGCAACUUUAAAAAGUCACAAUACAAAAAAAUCGCAGAGUCAUUUUCACUGCAUUUAUUUUUAUCUCACAUCAAUUAAACUGCAGAGAUUGGCAUUUGUUUUGAAUGGGGGCGGAAUGUAACCCCAUGGUAAAGCGCUCACUUGAUGCGCAGUUGGUCUAGGAUCAAUCCCCGUCGGUGGGCAGAUUGGGUUGUUUCUCAUUUGAGCCAGUGCAUAACAACUGGUAUAUCAAAGGCUAACUGAUGAUUAAUAAAUCAAUGUGCUCUAGUGGUGUCAUUAAACAAAACAAACUUCAACUUUUGGCUGUUUGUUUUGAGUGUCAAAUCAGUGAAAGACAGCCAUGUUUUGUUAGUUGGUAGUAGUUUCCUCCAUCUCUUAUGCAGAGCACUGAAGAAAUUAAAUUGUAUGUAGCUAACAUGGUAAAUGUACAUACAUAGUAUGAGCAACAAUUCAUGGACAGUUAAUUUUGUUUGACCAAAACACAUUUUAAGUUUGUGUUUUCUUGUUUGUUACACGAUUACUAUUUAAUGACAUAAAAUAGUAUUUUAAUUCUGACAGACCCAAACCACAUGUUUGGCAUUUGUUUUGUUUUCUUCUUCUUUGUAUUUUAUUCUAAGUGGUUGAUGAAAAAUAUAAUGUGUCUUGUAAUUAUUGUGCCAAUAUAUUGCUUGCAUUGUUUUGUCAGUUGCACUGGUACUAGUACUGUUUUAUUAAUUUUGUUUCUAAUCAUAAUUUCCAUCGGUUCGUUUCAUCAAGCAGACUAUUGAAGAAUGUUGAAUGAUGUUUUGGGGGAGAUCUUUAUAAUCGAGACCAAUCAUAUUUACAAUACUGUUACAUUUGUUCAAUUUAAAAAUAUUCUAGCUUGAGGUAUGAGUUAUUAUGUAAUAAUAAUACUGUAUAGUAUCGUAAAACAUUAAAAAUGUUAAACUGAAACAUGUGUAACAAGCACAGAUGUUAAAGGCACCGAUCCGUGUUAUUAGGCAGUGUAACAUGUUAGGCUAUACAUGUAGUAUUACAGUGGGGUUUUUGUGUUUUUUAAUUACCCAUUAUUAUUUAUAACUCCUUGCUUACUUCAGCUGUACUAUUACAUACUUUAUCUUGUGGUUUUGUGUAUGUUUUUAAGUCUUUGCAUUUUAGCAUCUAUUUUAGCAUCUAUUUUAGAAUGGUUUUUAGUUAGUGAUAACAUUUGUUGAGUAUUAUUUUAUUUGUUGUCUGUUACCAAUUGGUAUGUCAUUGAAUGACGUAAUAUAUGAAAUAAUAAUAGAAAAAUUUAAGAAUUGGUUGUAUGAAAUAAUAUUAAAAAUUUUAAGAAUUGAUUAAACAGAAAUACACACACUGGUGUAGCCAGAAUUUCACACCAGAUUUAGUAUUAAAAUGUGUAACCUGUAUUCCAUUAUGUUUAUAUGACCACCAGGCGUUUGUAAGGUUUACUGAUGAUUAUAAUCUGGAAGUUAUCAUGGUCAGGGACAGGAUUUAGCUCAGUCGGUCGAGUGCUCACUUGAGGUGCUUGCGUCGGUGGAUCCAUUCAGCUGAUUAGGUGUUUUCUCGUUCCAGCCAGUGCAUCACAACUGGACAAAGACCAUGGUAUGUG
Molecule: messenger RNA, 4016 nt
Organism: Gigantopelta aegis
Lineage: Eukaryota; Metazoa; Mollusca; Gastropoda; Neomphalida; Peltospiridae
Exons: 3
Coding region: 88-666 (192 amino acids)
Source: RefSeq, a predicted model, not a curated record